Cuscuta campestris is the source of this 1788-nucleotide messenger RNA. The record is from the annotation of a GenBank genome assembly. NCBI's taxonomy places the organism in Eukaryota, Viridiplantae, Streptophyta, Magnoliopsida, Solanales, Convolvulaceae.
CCAGUCCUCCCAGAGCUCCUUCUUGGUCUUCCUCGUUCUUCCUCUGUAGCAACCCCUACUUCGCCAUCCUCCAUCGAGUGCAUCCGUAAAAGAUCCAACUUGGCAAAGAGCGCCUCCCUCGUCUUCUUCGAUCGGUUGCACCCAUCUGGCCACUGUAAAACAACAAAUUUAAGAGAAUGGCCGAAGUCAAUAUUGGUGAUGGAAAAGAUGGAAUCAUCACAUGUCACUAGAAUUUUUUAUUCUGAAAUUUUGAAGGAUACUUAGACGCCACUGUUUAUAACGUAGAUGUUAAGAGAAGCAAACCAAACAGUUUGAAUCUCACAUACCUUUGGCAUUGUCGUUUGGGCCACAUUAACGAGAAACGCAUAUCUAAGUUACGUCACUCUGGCGUACUUGAUUCAUUUGACCUCGAGUCUUAUGAUCAGCACACACACUCAAUCACGUACCAUCUAAGGCUGUUGAGAGCAUGCCAUACGAGCUAUGGCGUGGGACAAAACCAAAUUUGUCGUACUUGAGGAUUUGGGGUUGUGAUGUUUACGUUAGACGCCUCAUGAUGUCUGGUAAGCUGGAUUCAAUAUCUGACAGGUGUAAAUUUGUGGGAUACCCUAAGGAAUCGCAAGGGGGUAAGAGGGAGAUAGGUGAUGAGGCAGUGAGGUUCAAGAUUUGUUUUGGGCAAAAGAUUCCGGCUUUGGAUCGGGUUUGCAUUGGGUGGAGAUUGGGAGGCGUUAGGGCCAUCAGGAUAGGUCCAUUGCCUCGAGCUGCUUUGUCGUCCACGACCUCUACCCCGAGAGCCGUUGCCUCGCCCGCCGCCGCGUCCAUAGCCGUUGGGCUGUCCGAAGGAGCCGCCCUCACCAUAGCUGCCGCUGUGCUGGAGCCCGCCGCCAUGGAAGCCGCCGCUGCCACUUCCGCCGUGCUGGGAGCCGCCGCUGCCGCCGCUAGAGGACUGCCGACCGCCGCCGUUACCACCGGUCCGUUCGGCAAUGAGAGCCGUGCCACCUGCUUCGGCCAUGGGAGAGCAGAUGGUGGACAAGAUCCAUCCCUAGAGGAGAGCGUCAAGUUGGAGCCACUCAUCAUCGUCUUUAGAGGGAGGGACGAUGGAGCCAUUGAUGUAGCCUUGGAGAUUGAAUCGGCGAACCAAGAGGAGAAAAAGACGACUCCACUUUUUGUCGUUCGGUUGAGAGAGGCUGAGAAGAACCGGAACAUGGAGUUUGACAUUUGAGAUCGUCGUGAAAGCAAGAUGAGGGGUUUUUGCCGGAGUGGAGUUGGAGGCCAGCAGUAUACCCCCCUCUAACCCUCUUCCAAUUUCUCUCGCAAGCACCGCAGAUUCACUUCUCUUCAAAAUUCUGCUCCAAUUGCGAGAAGCUUCUCCCUCUUUGAUUGCUCCACACGAAUCGCGUCUCACCACCUGCUUGUUAGAGGUUUACACGCAGCGUCCAUGGCGACAAGACAUAGACCGCUUCGAACGGUAAGGAUCGGACAACAGCGACAAAUCAAUGGCAGACGGUAUUGAUAAACCCAAUGAGCUCUAGAAUUUGAAAUCCAUAGUCCCAUUUCUGUUUUCUUUCUGACCUUAUUGAAAUUAUUUUCUAGACUUCCUAUUUUAUUCGAUUUUCAAGUUACUGGGUUCAAUAUUUAGGCAGAAAAUAUUUAUGCCUCCAUCUACAGGUUGUUAACUCAACCAUGGUCACUGAUUUCUUCUGUUCUGUUCUUCAACAAAUUAUCUCAAUAAGGUUUGUUAAACAUCAAACAAGAUCUACUUGAUUAUAUGUAUUUUCUCAUUUUCAAUGU